AUGGCUCUUACGGCCAAGAAAAAAUUGGCUUUUGUUGAUGGAAGUCUUCCUCAACCUUCGAUCGAUGCUGGUGUCAAACAUCACGCUUGGGUGCGCUGCAACAAUAUGAUUCUGUCUUGGAUCCUCAAUUCAGUCUCGAAGGAAAUUGCGGCCAGUAUCAUCGAUAUCGACUCUUGUUACGGUAUGUGGCUUGAUCUCAAGGAACAUUUUUCUCAGAAAAAUGGUCCUAGGGUUUUUCAAUUACAGAAAUCAAUUUCUGUUCUUUUGCAAGGAAACUCUUCUGUGAGUUUUUACUUCACAUUGCUUAAGUCUCUGUGGGAUGAGCUUAGCAAUUAUAGGCCUAUUCCUCCCUAUUCUUGUGGUGGAAUGCAAGUGGUCGCUGCUCACUAUCAUCAGGAAUAUGUUUAUCAAUUCCUGAUAGGGCUCAACGAAUCCUUUGCUGCCAUCCGUGGUCAGAUUUUACUUUUGGAGCCUUUACCAUCAGUUAACAAAGUCUUCUCUUUAGUUAUUCAAGAAGAGAAACAACAAGAGAUUUCGGUCAAGUCUCACAUCCUCAAUCAGGAGUCCACUGCUCUUAUGACGAAAUCUACUGGACCACCAGCUCGUUUCACCAAACAGCCUUAUCGCAAGGAUAAGCCCAUUUGUGCUCAUUGUGGCGUGCCAGGUCACAUUGCCGACAAAUGUUAUCACCUACACAGGUUUCCACUGGGGUUCAAGUUCACGAAGAAUCUUCGGAAUUCUGCUCCUAUUCAUUCUGCAAAUCAUGUGCAAGAGGUUGAUUUGAAUUCUGUUCCUCAGCAGAAUCCACCUCAACAAGCUGUACCUCAGCUCACCAUCACGCCUGAUCAGUGCCAAUAG
This is a messenger RNA of Alnus glutinosa, 858 nucleotides long. RefSeq lists its product as uncharacterized. Gene Ontology annotation, molecular function: nucleic acid binding; zinc ion binding. Bases 1 to 858 code for a protein of 285 amino acids. The transcript has a single exon. NCBI's taxonomy places the organism in Eukaryota, Viridiplantae, Streptophyta, Magnoliopsida, Fagales, Betulaceae. The record is from RefSeq and is a predicted model, not a curated record.